CCGAUUCUGACGAGCGCGCUCAUAUCCAAUCGGCAAAGAAGUCUGCCGGUCUCAGUCUGCGUGCAGCUCCCGCUGAGAAAGGCAAAGAAGGCAUGUCGUACACUAAGUUUGUAGCACCCUUGGUCAAGGCAAACUCCGGCAGCAUCCGAAAACUGCGGAUUUCGCCUGCGAGAUGCCGCUCAACAGUCGCAUCCACCAAAACUCGAGAAGAGAAGGAGCAGCAGCAGAUGGAUGGCUGCACCGUGGUAGAGGCUGCGCCGGUUGAACUCAUCAGCCAGACUAAAAAAACUGCCAAAGCUCCGCUGAGUAAAUCCCAUAUCGACUUCGAAAACACACAGGAAGCCUAUAAGAGCAAAGGUAACAUUGAGCUGCUCCGGAGUCUGUUGGUCUUCAAGCUGUGUACGUUUGACAUCCUGGUUGACAAGAACAAAGAGCUGAUGGAUCUGAGCAGGAAGCUGCUUGGACAGUGGAUGUUUGAGAAGCUGAUGAAGAUGACCUUCUAUGGGCAGUUUGUGGCAGGGGAAGACCACAACUCCAUCAAGCCGUUAAUUCGGAAAAAUGAGGCCUUUGGUGUGGGGUCAGUUUUGGACUACAGCGUGGAAGAAGACCUGACACAAGAGGAAGCGGAGAAGAAGGAGAUGGAUUCAUGUGUUUCUGAGGCAGAGAAAGAAAGUCCAGGUGCAGAUCAUCGUGAGAAGAAGUACAAGGCCCAUCGUCAGUUUGGAGACAGGCGCGGGGGAGUUAUCAGUGCACGAACCUACUUCUAUGCAGAUGAGGCCAAGUGUGAUAUCCAAAUGGAGACAUUCAUAAACUGCAUUAAAGCUUCUGGUGGAGCUUCUAAUGAUGGAUUUUCUGCUAUCAAAAUGACUGCACUGGGUCGUCCGCAGUUCCUUCUCCAGUUUUCUGAAGUCCUGGUUAAAUGGAGACGGUUUUUUAACUUCCUCGCAGCGCAACAGGGAAAAUCUCAAAUGACGGUUUUGGAACAGAAACUGGAGCUGGAGCAGCUCAAGGAAAGUUUGACUGAGCUGGGUGUUGGAGCCAAAGAUGACAUAGAGAAUUGGUUUACUGGAGAGAAGCUGGGCCUGUCUGGAACAAUUGAUCUGUUGGACUGGAACAGUUUAAUAAAUGACACAACAAAGAUUUCCAAUCUGCUUAUGGUGCCAAACCUUCAGACCGGCCAUCUGGAGCCUUUGCUGAAUAUAUUUACAGAAGAAGAAGAGAGGCAGAUGAAGAGAAUGCUGCAGAGAGUGGAUAUUCUGGCCAAGCAUGCUGUAGAGAACGGGGUGAGGCUAAUGGUGGAUGCCGAGCAGACGUACUUCCAACCAGCUAUCAGUCGCCUGACCCUGGAAAUGCAGAGGAAAUUCAACAGAGAAAAGCCAGUCAUUUUCAACACCUACCAGUGUUACCUCAAGGAAGCCUACGACAACGUGACCUUGGAUGUUGAGCUGUCUCGGCGGGAGGGUUGGUACUUUGGUGCCAAACUCGUUCGCGGAGCCUACAUGUACCAAGAGAGAGCCAGGGCAAAGGAAAUUGGAUAUGAGGAUCCAAUAAACCCAGACUAUGAGGCCACUAACAGGAUGUAUCAUAAGUGUUUGGAGUAUGUGCUGGAGGAGAUUGAACACAGCAGGAAAGCAAAUAUCAUGGUUGCAACUCACAAUGAGGACACAGUGAAGUUCACCCUCGAUAAGAUGAACGAAAUGGGCCUGUCACCCACUGAGAAUAAAGUUUACUUUGGACAGCUGCUGGGGAUGUGUGACCAGAUCAGCUUCCCACUAGGCCAAGCAGGUUUUCCGGUCUAUAAAUACGUUCCGUACGGCCCUGUCAAUGAAGUAAUCCCCUACCUGUCCCGCCGUGCUCAAGAGAACCGCGGCUUCAUGAAGGGAUCCCAGAGAGAGAGAAGCCUGCUGUGGAAGGAGCUGAAGCGCAGACUGCUGGCUGGUCAGAUUAUUUACAAGCCUGUUUACUAAAUCACAUUUGCAGACAACAUGCAAAGUAUUUCUAGGCAUUCCACCCUUCUUGGUGUACCUCUGUGUUAGCUGCUCUUUGUAGCUGGGACUUGUCUUUCCUGGUUCACUAAACGACGGAGCAAGAAAGACUAUUUUUCAGCUUUACUGACAGAUAUUUUAAAUAUUUAAGUAUUCAUGCAAUACAGUAGUGCUGAAAUAUUGUAGCAGAAGAUGUUACGUCACAUUAAAAUGUGAUUAUUGUGUUUGUUUAACUUUUAAACUGGCCUUGAUAAUUCUUAAAAUCAGCAUACAUCUAAAAACAUUUUAAAAAUAACUUAAUGUGUGUGUAUUUCUAAAUGGUGGUCUUCCCUGAUAGACUGCAUUGACUUGUUCAGUGAAAGAUAAAGUAUGUUUGAAUGCCAAAGUUGGCCUACUUGUGUGCAUAAAAGCAAUCCUGUGCUUUUAAAAAUUGUACUCUUUGCAUGUUGUGUUAAGUAUUGUGUUGAGUUAAAAGAUAAAAGUGCCUUAUGGUUAUUUUAAAAAAGCCAGCAUUUUUUUUUCUUACUGUACACCACUCCAAAGGGUAAACUGUUUUAAUUAGGGAUUAUGUAUGAAAACAUAAUUACUUUGCAUUAUAGCAACUUUAAUUAUAUUAAACCUGCAUACAUCUGUA
Molecule: messenger RNA, 2619 nt
Organism: Oreochromis aureus
Lineage: Eukaryota; Metazoa; Chordata; Actinopteri; Cichliformes; Cichlidae
Gene: prodha
Product: proline dehydrogenase (oxidase) 1a
Exons: 14
Coding region: 93-1967 (624 amino acids)
Cellular component (GO): mitochondrion
Molecular function (GO): proline dehydrogenase activity; FAD binding
Source: RefSeq, a predicted model, not a curated record